This is a messenger RNA of Fonsecaea multimorphosa CBS 102226, 1560 nucleotides long. RefSeq lists its product as uncharacterized. Gene Ontology annotation, biological process: autophagosome assembly. The transcript has a single exon. The record is from RefSeq and is a predicted model, not a curated record. The coding region runs from base 1 to 1560 and encodes 519 amino acids. NCBI's taxonomy places the organism in Eukaryota, Fungi, Ascomycota, Eurotiomycetes, Chaetothyriales, Herpotrichiellaceae. Gene Ontology annotation, cellular component: phagophore assembly site.
AUGGCCGAAAUCGAGAAUCACUUCACAGUGUUCAUCCGUCUUCCCUUCAAUCGUGGUGACUUUGUCGACCCUCCCCCUGUGGCCUGGUCCGCCGCCAAAGAGCGAGAACUAUGGAAUGUCAUGUCUCGCCAGUCCAAGAACAAUGAAAUCGACUGGAAGGCUCUGUCGGAGAAAUUUGAAGUGACCCAGACGUUCCUCCUCCAACAAGCUGCAUGGCUCUAUGAGCGACAACUAUCCCAAGUCCGGGCCCAGAUGCGCCGAGUGGGAAAUAGACAAUCCGCCACACCCUCACCGGCUCCAGGAUCAGCUUCAGCCAGCAUGGUGGGUGGCCAGGCGAUGAAGAGAGCCGGCAGUGGUGGAUCACGUGUCCCUUCUCGCUUGUCCACCCAACACCUUGGAAGUCCUGUUGCCGGUGGGGGAGACAGUACGCCGGGGACUCCUGCUAAGAGCAGGACUUCUCUACCAUUUCGGAAUACGUCGGGGGUUGUUGCAACCGCAGGUGGCCCACAAACCAGAGUGGCUCCCGGAGCGACCAGGCCGUUGUCCAGGCAGUCUUCCAAGGAUGCGGAGGCGCCGCAGUCUAGAAGAGGCAGCAUCCAACAUUCUUUGGCAAGAUCACCAGGUCAGACGCGGACUAACCAACCUCAAUCAUCUGACUCGGAAGAUGAAAUGACCCAAUCCCGUAUUAUGGCUCGUCGGCCAAACCCGUCGUCGAUGCACCGACGCGUUCUAUCCUACAGAAAAGAUCUCCAAUCCCAGAAAGGAGCCGCUGGCAAUCUGGACGACAAGAGUCUUGCACAAAAUCCACCUACGCAUGAUGAGGAAGAUGACGAGGAGGACGAGCCAUCUUUUCUACCCUUUGCCAAUCACGCAUCCGAUAACAAGCCUCGGCCAUCAUCAUCCUCCCAACAAGAUCCCAGCGCAACGUUGCGAGGCGGUCUGCAAGGACAGCGCCCUGGCGUCCAGCGUCGCACGACAUCUGAACGCGUAGUCUCGUCUCCAACCAUCGAGCCGCCUACUCCGGUUCAGACGCAACGAAUUCCAUCAACCAUGACAUCCUCGACCUCGUCCCUGUCUUCCCCUACCAACCCUACUGCUGCAAACACAGCCUUGACCCGACCUACGCCUCGACCAGAUGCUCAGCACUCGACUCAAGGUCAUCCACAAACCCAACCGCCCGCCAUUCCCAGGCUCGGCACACCCCUGUCUCCUCCUCACCGUGCUCUCCUACACAACCAAUCCCAAUCGGCAUCAGCAGGCGCCUCCCCUCGCCGCCACGGCACAGGUCCGGGGUCUGACACCUCACCUUCUAUGGGCUCUUCCUUUUCCGACCUGGAUGAUACAAGCGUGACGCAAUCGGCGUUGGAAGAAGCGUUGUUGAGUGGGAUGGGGAAUACCACGAUGACGACGCAGUUUGGGGGAUUUGGGGGGAGGGUCACGAGUGGAAUUGGUCAGGCUUUGAGGUCGAGGUAUUUCGAUGCAAGGGGCGGUGAAGGCCACGGCCGUGGAGGUGGAGGGGGAGCAGGUGGUGCUGCACCUAGUAAUGUGAGCGAGAGAUGA